AUGAACUCCCCACCACCGGUGCCAAAGAAAACCAAAACCAAGUACCCGAAAAUCUUCCAAUGUACGGGGUACGGCGACUGCAAAAUGACCUUCACCCGGUCGGAGCAUCUGGCUCGACACAUUCGAAAACACACGGGCGAACGGCCGUUCCGAUGCCACUGCGGCAAGACGUUUUCGCGUCUCGAUAACCUGCGGCAGCACAUCCAGACGGUGCACGCCAACGACCACCACAUUCUGCAUGCCCCACUCCCUCCGCCUCCCAUGCCCCAGGGCGACCUCCAGGCCAUGGGCCAGGGCCAGAUAGGCCAAAUGGGGCAGGUACCCAUGCCGCCACAGAUGGGCCAACAACAGCAGCAACAGAUGCACCCCCAACACAUGGCGCCUGGCCCCGCAGGCCAUGUGCCCUCGCCCAUGAUGUCGCAUCACGGAGCACCCCAUCCUCAUGCAGCCUACCCCCAGAUGUACGACUACCAGUACCCUCCCGGCCAACCCCAGCAGCAGCCACCACCUCAACAGGCCCAGCAGCAGCUGCACCACUACUCGUCAGAGGAGUCGUUGCCGUCGUCGGUCAACUCGUCCCAGACGUCGCUGCAAACAGCAUAUUCGCCCCAGGUGGGCAACAUGCAGCGUAAGCGACGACCCACGCCCAUCUCCACGGAGCAGCAACAGCAGCAGCAGCAGCAGCAACAACAACAGCAGCAUCAGCCACAGCCACCGCAUCAACAGCAGCAGCAGCAGCAGCAGGGUCCCCCUUCGCCAACAUACCCAACUACCCCGACGCAGUACUCGACCCACUCCAACCAUAGCUCCAUUGCCGGAAUCUCCAUUUCGGACAUGCCGCCAGUCAUGGCUGGACAGCGGCCUCCAUCUCUAGGCGGCGACGGCGACGCAGCCUCUGUGUUCUCCUCGCCCUUCCAGAGUCGUGGCCACCACGUCCGGGCGUCGGUGUCGUCCACGAACUCACUCACGUCGGCCUACAACUACCCCGUGCAUUCGUCCAACCUGACGACCCCCGUGAGCACGCACUCCGCGUCCAACCAGCCCGGCAACACGAACUCGUGGCUAUCGUCGGUGCUGUGUUCGGGCCAGGACGGCACCGCCUCGAACCGUCACUCGUCCGCGUCGUCCACCUCUGCGUUCUCCAACUCCCCCCAGCCCGACGACAACCGACCACGAACCUGGGGCCCCUCGACCAACACAAGCUCGAUCGCCGGCAACGCAUCACCGCACCAGCAGUACCGCGGCUCAGGUAUUAUGACGGGCGAUCCCGGCUUUGAUUCUCACUCGGGCCGACAGUCGCUCUCGUCUCUGGUUAUCAACGAAAGCAUGGACGAGUCGGACGACGACAUGAGCGGCAGCGGGGGCUCCAGCGGCAGCGGCGUCGCACCUCUGCCCCCCAACAAGGACAAGCCACUGCCGCCAUUCUCAUCGCUGUUCAACGGCGCCAACGGGCCCAACUCAGCCAACCGCCCUCAGAUAUCCGUCAACAAAAGUUACACAAAGAACCUCAUCCUGCCGCGGCCCGACUCGUACCCGCCCAAACCUCCGUCCGCACAGGGUGGAGGGCCCACCGAGUUUGGCGACUUUUCGUCGUCGCAUGUUUUGCCUAUGGCGGACAUGCGGCCUGUUGUGGGCCAGCCGCCUCAAGGCCAGAAGGACAAGCCCCUGCCUCCUCUUCCUGUGGAGGCCGACGAUGUGGAGAUGAGCGAUGCUCCUCAGCGGGGCGGUAUGGAUUACCUGCUCGAGGCAGCCAGUUUGUCCUCGAGGGCGUAA
Molecule: messenger RNA, 1773 nt
Organism: Yarrowia lipolytica CLIB122
Lineage: Eukaryota; Fungi; Ascomycota; Dipodascomycetes; Dipodascales
Biological process (GO): regulation of transcription by RNA polymerase II
Cellular component (GO): chromatin
Molecular function (GO): DNA-binding transcription factor activity, RNA polymerase II-specific; RNA polymerase II cis-regulatory region sequence-specific DNA binding
Source: RefSeq, a predicted model, not a curated record